Messenger RNA from Caenorhabditis sp. 36 PRJEB53466, 792 nucleotides. The record is from the annotation of a GenBank genome assembly. NCBI's taxonomy places the organism in Eukaryota, Metazoa, Nematoda, Chromadorea, Rhabditida, Rhabditidae.
AUGCCCGCUCGAACCAGUUGGUUUUUUUUGUCUUUAGCUGUAAAAAAUGCGACAAUUUUUCAGUGAACCGAAAAGAAGCCAGUGAGCGCUCGAAGCAUCUCCGUGACAAUCUGAAACAGAAUACUCCACAACAAUACUUGUCCAAACUGAACCCGACCGGGGCUGAUGACGGAACCGUCGACCGUGUCAAGGAGCGAGCUGUGCUGGCGGACAUCGGACAGGCCUUGAAGAUUCUCCAGUCUCUCGGAUUCGUGUGGCUACUUUGAAAACUCUCACCAUCUGAUCGGCGGUUUUGAAUGUGCGGAUGCCGCUUCUCCGCUGAUAGCCCGGAAGUUGUCGGUGUCGGCAGGUCGCUUUGAACUGAUCGAUACUAGCUGCCGUCCGAUUCCUGGCCUCCAUUCCGACCCAAACCUCUUGUACCUUACCUUCAGACUCAUUGGUGGUGUUGGAUUUGGAGUGAUGCACCAUCUGGCUAUUGUGAUAAUUUCCCAAUACUUGCAUGUGGUCGUAGAAUCGUGUGAAUCCUUGAAGGGCAGACAUAAACUAUUUGAGAAGGUUUAUGAGGUUGUUGAGAAAACCAAGGAGACGGUUCUCAUGCUGUCAAUUCCCAGCAAUUGCUGCCAUCCAAACUUUAAAUCUCAGGACCUGCACAACACCGAAAAUCUUUAGAACGUGAGCAUUUUCUCUCAGGAAACAAUUAUUCACUAAAUUCGUUUCAGCUUUGCAACGGAUCCCGUCGAGACCAUCAACGAAUUGAUAAUGAAAGUUUCAAGUGCUCAUAUCUCUGCAUGA